Lethenteron reissneri (Far Eastern brook lamprey) is the source of this 9026-nucleotide messenger RNA. Its product is annotated as leukocyte tyrosine kinase receptor-like. Lineage: Eukaryota; Metazoa; Chordata; Hyperoartia; Petromyzontiformes; Petromyzontidae. Gene Ontology annotation, cellular component: signaling receptor complex; plasma membrane. Gene Ontology annotation, biological process: cell surface receptor protein tyrosine kinase signaling pathway; positive regulation of kinase activity; regulation of neuron differentiation. The record is from RefSeq and is a predicted model, not a curated record. Gene Ontology annotation, molecular function: transmembrane receptor protein tyrosine kinase activity; ATP binding.
CUCGGGCUCUGCAGACAAGGGGUUUGGUGGAUCACGGUCGACGUUUGUGAAACUUUCAUAACUCGCUGCGAGCCCUGUAAGGUGGUGGCCAGUGGCGGGCAGCGCAGCAAGCACGAUGUGACGACGGUGCUGAGUGUCUGUCACCCGCCCCACUGAAUAGGCGCCGAGACGAUGACACGCGUGACCCGGUGGUCUCCAUCAGCAGCAGCGGCAGCAGCGGCACCACCACCACCAGCAGCAGCAGCACCACCACCAGCAGCAGCAGCAGCAGCAUCGCCAUCAGCGUCACUUUGGGCGAGCAAGGUGAUGUCGUCUUCUUGAGUGGCGUUCUGGUUUUAUGUUCCGUGCGGAGCAGCGCCGAUCGACAUCGUCACCGUGGCACACGUGUUAGCGUCGCAGCUGUAUCGGAGGGGCGAUGAUGAUCAUUAUCAUUAAUCGAUUAAUAUCAUCAUUACGGAUGAUGAUGAUGACAGCAGGCCUAGUUCCCUGUUAUUAAUUAAAAUAAAUGCUUAAGUGAAUAUCGAUAAAUAUUUGGUGAUCAUAAUGAUAGCAUUCGUGUUGUGCGACUCAACGAAAGAUUUGCCCGAGUCUCAAGACUGCCCCGCAGGAGGUUCCUGCGUGGGUCAACGUGCCAGCUUCCCAUUGUCUUAAGCAAAACAACACAACAACAACAAACAACACAACAAUAGCAACACAACAACACAACAACACACCCACAACAACACAGCAACAAUAACACAACACACGACACCGACAAUAACUUAAUCACAAUCACCAUCAGCAUUUCCUUACUUAACGAAUCGAUAUAUCUUACAUCUAAACAUCUUAACACAAUCCUGCCUUAUAUUGCACAAUUUGGCAGCGACGUUUGUUGCUGACCGCUUGGCGUUUUUGAGACCAGUUUCGGGCGAAUGCGUUCAGAAAACCACGAUUUUAACAUUUUAUGUAAAACAGAUCGAUUUCAAAGCAUGACGCACCAAUUAAUGAGUUAAUUAGUCAACGCUGAGUCAUUAAGCAACGCCACCUGUAGCAACAACAGCAGCAGCAACCACUCAAAAUCGCAGCUCAGCGCUAAACAUUCCUUCUUAUAGGAUGGUGGGGGGGUAGAGCAACAAUCUUAUAAAACAUUGCAUGUAUGCGCGAUACAGAAGGGCCAGUGCCCGAAACGUCGCCUGUUACAUAUAGACUUUCCAUUUUGCAAAGCCGCAAGCAAGAGCGUCAUUGACGAACGCCCUGAGUUUUAUCGUUCGCCUACGGACUUGUGCGACGCGGUCGGGGGCACACGCAAACACGCGCACACACACGCACACACACACGCACACACAUGCGCACAUACACUCACGCAUACAUAGAUCCCCCGUAUACCCUUAAAAGACUGUAGGGGCAAGUGCUGUUAGCGAGCACCUCACACACACACGCCUGUUACAUAUUGAUUUUCACACACGCGCACACACACACACGCGUACACACACACGCGUACACAGACACACACGCGCGUACACACACGCGUACACACACACGCACACACCUACACGCACACACCCACACGCGCCUAAACCGACCUCGGCCGGGUAUCGAACUGCAAGCUCCGCGAGCCUCGGUGGUCUCGGACGCAUUGACGACGACGAGGAGGAGGUGGUGGAGGAUGAUGAAGAUGACGACGGGAAGAGGCGAAGGAGGGACGAUGGGUUCUGUGCGACUCUUCUUCGGAUGCGCGUGCCUUUGCGCGCAACUCCUCGUGGCCCGCAGUUUCGUUAGUCUCGACUACACCGCUGCUCCCCACUCAUCAUCAUCGGCAGCAGCAACAGCAGCAACAGUAUCAACAUCAUCAUCAGCAGCAGCAGCGUCGUCGGAGGCACCAGCAACAGCGCCGUCACCAUCAUCACCGUCGUCUGCGUCAAGGACAUCAACAGCAGCAGCAUCAGCAGCGUCAGCAGGAGCAGCAACAUCAUCUUCAGCAUCGUCAAAGUCGUCAUCGCUGUCGAAUGCCGGCGGUGAUGGCAUCAGUGGCGACUCGCUGAUGGUGACGAUGGCGAUGGAGUUCACCGUUUCCGCGGAACUGCGCGAUCGCCUUGCGGCAGAUGCGUCCGAGCUCAUUGCGGCUCAGCUCGCAAUCAGCUGCCCGUCAUCAUCAUCAGCAACAACAUCAUCAUCAGCAGCGUCAUCAUCGGCAGCAUCAUCAUCAGCAGCAGCAGCAUCAGCAGCAUCAUUAUCAUCAGCGGCAGCAUCAGCAGCAGCAGCAUCAUCAACAAUAACAACAUCAUUAUCAUCAGCAGCAGCAGCAUCAACAGCAUCAUCAGCAGCAGCAUCAGCAGCAGCAUCAUCAACAAUAACAACAUUAUCACCAUCAGCAGCAGCAUCAGCAGCAUCAUCAUCAGCAUCAGCAGCAUCAUCAUCAGCAGCAUCGUCAUCAUCAUCAUCAUACGUUUGGAGGUCUCCGCUAGCCGGCACGGCCUUGCUUCACGACCUGACCGGAGAGUCGACCCUCGGGGAAGGUCGUAACGGAUCGACUCCGGGUCUCGACCUCGACCUCUCGUUCCCGCGGCACGAGGUGGACGCGGCGUGCGGGCCCCGCGGGUCGGGCGUCCUGGCUCGAGACGUGGCCCGGCAUCUGCGGCGUUGGGCACGCGGUGCCCGGGGCAGGGAGCCUCCGGUCGCCCUUCGUCUCGGGGUCUCGCUGUUCGCCGCGGGGCCCGUCGGCUCCCAGCCCUCCAUAGUGCUCCGCGUGUCUCUGCCCGCCCUGUGGUGCGACUUUGAGGAUCAGUGCCGGUGGGAGGUGAGCAGAGAAAUCCCGGACUGGAUCGUGAACUCAUCCGACACGGAUUCUGGAUCGGGACACUUUCUCACCCUGAGCCCCGCUAGCCACCACCACCACCAGUGGCCCGAGGAUGGGGACGCAGGGAUCGAGGGAGGGGAGGAUCCCGGUGCGGUGCCGGUGCCGGGGGGGUUUGACGCGCGGCACGGUGACCACGCGGUCCUCGCGACGAGUCCGGCUCUGGGGUUCGCCGCCCGCGGCUGCCGCUUCUGUGCCGGGGUCGCGGCCCGGCGACUCGGGGCCACCCGGAACGGCCCCUCGUGGGACCUGCGCGUGUCCGUCCACGGCCCCUCUAACGCGCGUGUCAUCGCCUUCGCGAACCUUACCCUCGGUGAGGAACGGGCUACUGGUGGCUGGCACUGGCGGCGCGUGUGCGUGGGCGUCGGGCGGCUGGAGUCUUCGUCCAGGCUCUCCCUCUCUUGCCGCGGCUCUCCGCGGACAGCCCUGGCUCUUGACGACCUGGGACUCAUCGACUGCCAGCCAGACAACCGUGCCGAUCGGAGGUGCGGGGCUACUCGGGACGUCCCAGGAGGAGACGGAUUGCUACUCUGCGCCCCAGAAUCCCAGGACGAGCAUCCGGCGGCGGCCACGGAGGGGCGCCGCGCGGCUCGGCGGGAAGAGAAGGCCGCAAACUUCGAGUUCUCGGAGAAGCGCCCGUCCCUGAACACCGAAGACAUCGUUAUUGCCAAGAGGGACCACAUUCCUGAUCCCAGCGCCCUGGGAGAUCCUCUGAGCCGUGGACCGGGAGGGGAGGACGCGCUGCAGCACUGGCUCUUCACGUCGUGCGGAGCGAGCGGGGCGCGCGGCCCCACGCAGGCGCAGUGCAACAACGCCUACCGCAACAAGAACCAUAGCGUGCUGGUGGGGGGGGCUCGCCUGCGCGGGGUGCAGGCCUGGCGCGUGCCCUCCACAAAGAAGUACCAGAUCUCCGCGUACGGCGCGGCGGGCGGCAGCGGCGGCAAGAACAGCAACCAGCGGUCGCACGGCGUCUUCAUCGCGGCCAUCUUCACGCUCUACCAGGACGAGGUGCUGCACCUCCUCGUGGGCCAGCAGGGCGAGGACGCCUGCCCCUCGACGGUCGAGGACAUCCAGGAGAUCUGCCUCGGGGAGUCCGAUCGCAUCGAGGAGGAACAUCGCACCAACGGCAGCGUCAGCUGGUGGGCGGGAGGCGGCGGCGGGGGCGGCGGAGCCACUUUCGUCUUCCGGAUGCAAGAGGGAGUCCCAGUGCCGCUGUUGGUUGCGGCUGGCGGAGGAGGCAACGCGUACCUGGGCAACCGCGAGGGCGCCGUCGAGGAACGCUACGAGCGAGACCCAUCCGUGCGGCCAGCCAGCGGGCACACGGGGGCGGCCGGAGGGGGCGGGGGCUGGAACGACACGGCAGUUGCUCCCCACUCGGGCCGCUCGCUCGUGGAGGGGGCCGCGGGGGGCUCCGGCUGCGCCCAGGCCACGAGGGCCUGGGGGUGGGCGACCUCUGGCGGGUUCGGUGGGGGCGGGGGAGCCUGCACCUCCGGGGGGGGUGGCGGAGGAUACAUUGGUGGGGAUGCAGACGCUGGGAAUGGGAUGUUUUCAGACGGACAGGAUGGCGUGUCGUUCGUCAGCUCGCUGGGCGAACUCUACACAUUCCCCCUGGCCGUGACGGAGAGCCAUGGCGAGGUGUUUGUCCGCGAGCACGUCGACUGCCAGCGCUGCGAGUCGGGCGAGUGCCGCAGGGACGACGCCACGGGGGGCCUCGUGUGCCUGUGCCCCGCCGGCACCGCGCUCGCUCCAGACGGCGUCCGCUGCCUGGACAUGGUGACGGGAAUCCCCGAGGGGCAUCUCUCGCUGCCGCUCGUGCUCGCAGUGGCGACCGUGGCCACGGCGGUCAUCCUGGCGCUGGCGUGCACGGGCAUCCUCAUUGCGUACAGACGCAAGCAGCGGCAGCUGCGCGCCUUCCGUCUGGAGCUGCUGAGCCCCGAGUACAACUUGAGUAAGGUGCGCGCCUCCACCAUCAUGACCGACUACAACCCCAACUACUGCCACGCGGGGAGGGAGCCCCACGGCGCGGCCACCGUCGGCUCGGCCGGAGCACUCAGCGAGCUGAAGGAGGUGCCGCGGCGAAACAUCGACCUCGUCAGGGCGCUGGGUCACGGCGCGUUCGGCGAGGUCUAUGAGGGUCACGUGACUGGGAACCCGGGGGACCAGAGCCCCCUCAAGGUGGCCGUGAAGACGUUGCCGGAGAUUUGCUCGGAGCAGGACGAGCUGGACUUCCUCAUGGAGGCGCUCAUCAUCAGUAAGUUCAGCCACGGGAACAUCGUGCGCUGCGUGGGCGUCAGCCUCCAGCGCCUCCCACGCUUCAUCCUCCUCGAGCUCAUGGCCGGCGGGGACCUCAAGUCGUUCCUGCGCGAGGCCCGGACCGCCUGCCUCCCGGGUGGCGCGUCGCUGUGCACGCUGGAGCUGCUGCAGAUGGCUCGGGACAUCGCGCAGGGCUGCUGCUACCUGGAGGAGAGCCACUUCAUUCACAGGGACAUCGCAGCGAGGAACUGCCUCUUGACCUGCAAAGGGCCGGACAGGGUGGCCAAGAUCGGAGACUUUGGGAUGGCACGAGACAUUUACAGGGCCAGCUACUACAGGAAGGGCGGCCGGGCAAUGCUGCCUGUCAAGUGGAUGCCACCGGAGGCUUUCCUCGAGGGCAUCUUCACAUCCAAGACUGACACGUGGUCAUUCGGGGUUCUCCUGUGGGAGAUCUUCUCGCUGGGCUUCAUGCCCUACCCCAGCCGCAGCAACCAGGAGGUCAUGGAGUUCGUGAUGGGCGGAGGCCGCAUGGACCCGCCCGGCUCUUGCCCGGGCCCCGUGUACCGCAUCAUGACGCAGUGCUGGCAGCAGCGGCCCGAGGACCGCCCCAACUUCGCCUCCAUCCUGGAGCGCAUCGAGUACUGCACGCAGGAUCCAGACGUGAUCAACUCCCCUCUCCCGAUGGAGCUGCUGCACGUCCCUCGCGACGCCCCGGCCGGCCGUCCCAGCGGCCCCACGGAGCCCCUCCUGCCUCGCCGCCCCCUCUGCACCCCGGCCCCGCGCCCCGACCCCGCAGGUGGGUCGCGCCGGCGGCCCCGGGGGACGCAGCCCACCGGCUUCUACCUCCGGGACGCCGGCGCCGACGUCUCCGGCGUCGCCGCUGCCGCCGCCCCCUCCUCUUCCUCCGACGACGAAUCCUCAACCGCGUUCCUCGGCUGCGAGCGGGAGGCCGAGGGCCCCCGCAGGCCGCCGCGGCACUCGUGUAACGAGUACACGGAGAUGGGCGCCUGGUGCCAGCCGGCGCCACCGGCGCCACCGGCGCCACCGGCGCAUCCCGGAGUCGGCGCCGCCGCCACCGCCGUGGUUUCGACCGGGAUGCUGACCAAGAGCCACAGCACCAGCCUGUGGAACCCCACCUACGGAUCGUGCGUGCGCGAAAAGCCCGAGCGGGCGUGCACGGCGCGAGGGUGCGGCGCAGCCGCCGGCGGGGGGUCCGAGCCGAGCAACGCGCAGCAGCUCCCGCGGCCGGCACGCGAGGAUUCCGGAAUCGGAGGGUGCGCGGCACCAGCGCUUGGCGAUCAGCGGCGGCCCGGCUCGCCGGGGCGUGACGGCAGCGACGCCGAAAUGAGCGACUCGCCCACCUCGCCCGCCUCGCCGUCGUCGUCACCGUCGUCUUCUACGUCGUCGUUAUCUUCGCGGGCGACGGCGGAGGCAGUCGAUGAACCGUCGCAGCCGUUCCUGGCGGCCGGGCACUGAACUGCUCCGUCCGUUCUCCCGCUCGCCGCCCGCGCAGCGGCAGCGAUGACCCUCCGGACCGCCGGUCGGCCCCGCCGGCGCAAGCAAUGGACAGCCACUGGGGCGGGGGAGGGGUGGGCACAUGACUCCCCGUGGACGCACGUGCGAGAUGGGGCAAGGCGAACGCUGAGGAUCGUUCUCCGAGGCCGGAGCCGCUUUACAUGUCGCCGUCGGUUUUGCGUUCGGAACGAAACGGGAUCGGCUGCCCGAGCGCGCAGGCGGUGCAGUCGCACCGACCGAAGAACCACGUGGUGGAGGGGUUCCGAGCGCCGGGUUACACAAAGGGUGGGGGGGGGGCGGGGGGUGAGGGGGGGUGCAUUGAACAGAGCUGGGGGUGGGGUGCUCUUUCGAUCCUUGGCACCGGGGGUCCGUGCCAACCACGCUGCCAUGGCACGGCACGGCACGUUCACGCAACGCAGACGCGAGCCGGAAACGUUUGCGGUGGUCUGUCCACGUAAGGUGCACGCUGCACGCAUGAGAGAGAGAGCAUGGGCACAUUUUUUUAUUGUUUAAACAACGUAUCUCGCUUGGGACGCCACCGUCACGGCGGAGUAAAAGUUCGCACACUCGGACCGGCGAUCCAGGGGGCCACCGGUUCCAUUCCGUCUCCCGGCGAAGCGGUCGAAACGAUGGUGGCGAGUUUCUUCAACCUCUCCAACCCCCCUGCCCGCCCGCCCGCCCUACUCUCUUCCCUGCCCCGCCGCCUCUGUCCCACACCCAGCGAUGUGGAAACAUGGGAACAGUCGCGGUCCGUCGAUGACCUGCAGGACACGCGCGGUGGGGUGUGACGCGUGAGUGCACCACACCCAUCUCUUCCAUCGUGGCUGAGUCGGCCAAAAUAUUCUUAGGUUUUUUCGAUAAAGUCACGUAGGUAAAAAAUGUAAAUUAAUAAAAGUAAAAUAAAAUAAAAAAUAAAAUAAAAAUCACGCAAGCUUCCGUAUCAAGUAAAUGAUACAGCGAGCGUGCUGUGACGGUUCCACCUGAAGACGGAAGCUUGUGUUGCCUCCGAAACGUCGUGAUUUUUAUUUUAUUUUACUUUUAUUAAUUACAAUUUUUUACCUACGUGACUUUACCGAAAAAACCAAAGAAUAUGAAUCCUUGCAGUCACGAAAGCUUCAAAUCUAGAAUCGGCCAAAAUACUUCACUUGUAAUGCAGGGGCUGCACCUUGGCGCUCUUACCUACGUGUGACUUGUUGGAGUUUGAAUGAUGCUACGGUGAUAGAUAUAUAUAUUGUAUAUGCAUUGCGUGCACGACAGAACGUCACUGUAAAGACGACGGAUUGUACCGGAGGAGAACUUACGAAUGAAUGGAGGACUGUAACACGUAGGCUUUCGCGACCAAUAUUAUCAUAUAAUCGAUGUUUUUGGGUUAGGCCGUGUAAACGAUACAUUUAUAUUCAACGGCGCAUUCAUAUUUAUGCGAUCUAACCCAAAGGCGUCUAUUUUGGAGAAUGGAGGACUUAAGAAUGAAUGGAGGACUUUUUAAUGAAUGGAGGACUUAUGAAUGAAUGGAGGACUUGUGAAUGAGGGGACGCCGCCCAAAGCUGCCGAAGCGCUUCGCGCGAGGUUUUGGGGGAAUUGUCACGUGCGUUAGCAAAGUGCCAACGCGAAAUAUGAGUUAGAGUAUGGUCAAAUAUAACCGUGUUAGAGGGAAAAAAUACGUGCUUUCCUAUAUACGUUGAGAUGCAGCUGAAUUUUCGAUAUUUUGUAUAUCUACUCUGGUGAUAAUGAAUUACUACGAUCUAGUGCAUUUGGUAUUCGCGCAAUGAUUUGAACGCGGGGUGCGAUCGCCGCGGAGGAGAGACGCCGCUGUGUAUCGCAGACUCAGGCCGGCAGUAGUCUCGGCGCAGUGGGGACCGACGUUGCCGCGUGUAAUCUCAAACUGAGUUUUUUGCGGUGUCAUUUUUUUUGUCCGCGCAUUUUUUGUCGUUGCAAUUUUGGACUUUAACCACGGGCGCGCAAACGGCCCGCGCUUUUCAAAGUGACGUCGAGGGAUAAUUGCAAGAGCCCACUGUGCAACGGACGGCGAGUAGUACUACCACUGUAUUUUGCGGUUAAUACCACGGCAUUAACCAGGGUGGCCUGCCGAGUUCGAACCGCGAAUCUUCUGCUCCGGGCGGAGGCAAAGCUAACCGCUGGGCAGCGUCGCAGUUCCAAAAUGUCACCUUGCCGUGCCGGUAGCGGGGAUGGUUUUCGACCAUACUUCGCCACGCCCGCCGGCCGGCCCAUUGCGUGUUCACACAUCGCUCGCCACCGAUGUUAAUUCACCGCUCUGUACGGAGUUGAAACUCCUGGGCUCAUGAGCGUCGUAGCGCGGUGCGGUAACCACUGCGCAGAGGUCGCAAACGGGGUUUGAUUCAUCUUCUUGGUUCUUUCGGUAAAGUCACGUAGAAGGGAAGUAAUAAAAUAAUAGAAAUAAAACAUA